Messenger RNA from Ostrinia furnacalis (Asian corn borer), 2782 nucleotides. Its product is annotated as hemicentin-1-like. Gene Ontology annotation, biological process: cell-cell adhesion. The transcript has 17 exons. Lineage: Eukaryota; Metazoa; Arthropoda; Insecta; Lepidoptera; Crambidae. Gene Ontology annotation, cellular component: cell-cell junction; plasma membrane. Gene Ontology annotation, molecular function: cell adhesion molecule binding. Bases 68 to 2686 code for a protein of 872 amino acids. The record is from RefSeq and is a predicted model, not a curated record.
AGCCGCUAGUAGUACUUAUUCAAGCUUGGCAUUCGUACAAAAUUAACAUUUAUAGAUACUAUUCAAAAUGAUUUCGAAGUGUUUUGUAAUAUAUUUUGCGCUUUUUGCGCUAAAAUUUGUGUCGGGAAAAAGUUUCACAAUUGUUCUCGAUACAACUGACUCUAUGCAGGUUGAAAUAGACAUCAUCAAGAUAAAUAUAGCUUCAGUUGUUGAUGUAAUGAAAAAUAUGCCAGAUUUUAACGACUUUAUCAUCGUGCCAUUUAAUGAUCCGGAUAUUGGUCCGCCAUUAACUUCAACAAAUCCUGAUGAUAUGGUAGACAUUUUUCAUAGCAUCUCAGCCAGAGGAGGAAAUCAAUGUCCAGAGGACUCGUUGGCGGGCAUACACAAAGCUUUAGAAAUUAGUCGGCCGAACUCCUUCGUUUACGUGUUCACGGACGCAUUCGCCAAGGAUAUCACACGUUUGAAAGAUAUACAGAAUUUGUGCAGAACCACCCAGAGCCAGGUGGUGAUAUUUCUGAGCGGCAGCUGUUCAGGGUCCGAACCCAGGACUCAGGGUUACGCAGACGUGUACUAUGAUAUCGCCAGGUCUUGUUCCGGAGCCGUCUUCAAGUUUGACGCCGUUAACUUGAGAAAGGCAUUUAAUUAUGUGAAGGAAAUGAUUAGAGCCGAUUGGAAUGACGUCAUCAACCAUGAACCGUUUACCGGAUACAAACAAUUUACGGUCAACGUGGAUGCUUAUACAUCAGACUUUAUGAUAGCCAUUUCUGGCGACUACCCUACAUUGCAAGUAGUUGAUUCAGAACACAAAAAUCCUGAAUUACAGAAGAUUGUGGAUACGAAACAAUCGCUGGUAGUCCGGCUAGCAGAUCUAAGACCUGGUGAAUAUCAGAUAAGUGUCAGAUGCCAAGGACUUACAUCUUUGACGUUCUACAAGAAGAGUCAAGUUCCGUACCAGUAUGGCUUCUCCACUAGAAUCCCGAAUAGCUUGCAAGAAACUACCACCAGGCCUAUGCCAGGGCGUCAAAAUUAUAUUCUCAUAGUCGCGCCUAAUGCCUACAACUUCAGAAUUACUUCCAUUGAACUGCAAAUGACAGAUAGUAACGAAAAAAAGCUGCUUACCAUCGAAGAGAGUCAAGUUCGUGAGGGGUAUUAUUUGACUAAUGUGUUUGUAGAAAACUCUUCAUUUAAAAUGUUGAUCCAUGGAACAGAUGCAUCAUACAAAGAAAUGACAACCACAAGCAAAGUGAUAGAUGUGCAAGCACAAUUGCGCAGUCCAGUAUGGUCAAAACCAGUGGUGGAGAUAUUAGAAGUUGAGAAUAACCUAAUAAACUUUGGUACUAAUGCAACGAUAGUCUGCAAGGUUGUUGGGUACCCAAAACCUGAAAUUGUGUGGGUAGAUAAUGAAGAAUCGAAGUAUACUACAGAGGAACUACUUUUGGAAAUACCUUCUAUUUACCUGUCGUAUGUAACAGUGAAUGUUACAAAAAACCAUACAAUGUAUUGUAAAGCCAAAAACAGAGAUGGAAACGAUGAAAAGUUUAUUGAUUUAUACGCCAAUCGUACCUUUACAUUUAAUGUGCUUCAAACACCUCAAAACGAAACGUUCCAAUACGGCUCAGAAGGGAAACUGUAUUGUGAAGUAGAUGCAUACCCCGAAGCAGAAAUAAAAUGGACUCAUAAUGAUACAUCCGUUGACUUUUCGGAUAAUAUAGAAGUUGUGAAAGAUGAGAAUGCUUUAGCUAUUAAAAACAUGACACUGAACGAUGUUGGUUUGUAUGAGUGUAAGGCAAGUAACGAAAUCGAGUCAAAAAUAUUUAAAGCUGAAGUCACUGUUUCGGGACUAGAGGCUCCAGAGCUAGAUGUUGAUAAUUAUGAAGUAGAUCUCAAGCCUGGAGAUUUUUUCGAUACAGAAUGCCGAGUUAUUAGAGGCAAUCCUCCACCAAAGAUAUCUUGGGAAUACAAAAUCCCUAAUGAAUAUGAUUUUGUGGGAGUGCCGAGUGAUGUGUAUGUAGACGGAGCAAAAUUGAAGAUCUCGGUAGUCAGUAAAGAGCACAGAGGAACCUACAGAUGUAUGGCCACCAACAUGUUUGGCGAAGCUUCGAAAGAAAUUUCUGUUAAUAUUAAGUAUGCACCAAUCAUAUCUAGCAGCGAUGAAGGAACAGUGGUGGUAAAAGAAGGGGACUCAGUGGACCUCCCUUGUAAGGUUGACGCGGAACCCGAGGCCUCGGUACAUUGGGAGUUCACGCAAGGGGGUGUUGUGGUGCCUAUGGAUGAUAGACAUACUUUUGAUGACCAUUAUACACAUCGUUUCUCAGCGCUGUGGAAAGAUUCAGGCGAGUACCGUUGUGUAGCGGAAAAUUCAGUUGGGAAAACAGAGAAGACUGUCGCUGUUAAUGUUUUAGUGGCCCCAUACAUACAACCACCAGAGGCAAGGGAGAUGACAGUCACUCCUGGUAGCAACAUCAAUCUCUCUUGCAAAGUUCUGUACGGCAACCCAGAACCUACAACUCGAUGGGAAUUCACAGCUCCCGAUUCCAAAACCACAGUUCUAUCCAGAGGAAAUUCUACCAAUCCACAUAACCUGUAUCUCAGUAAUCUGUCCAGGGCAAACGAGGGGAUGUAUUUAUGUAUAGCGGACAACGAAGUAGGCAACGACCGAAUUAGAAUGUAUCUGAAAGUUUACUGAAUAUUUUAACGGAUUUUUGACUAGAUUUAAAUGAAUAACAUCGUACUGUAUUUGUAAAUCAUAUUUUGACUGUAUAUUUUGUUUUGUACGUCUUAA